Molecule: messenger RNA, 884 nt
Organism: Rattus rattus (black rat)
Lineage: Eukaryota; Metazoa; Chordata; Mammalia; Rodentia; Muridae
Gene: Ferd3l
Product: Fer3 like bHLH transcription factor
Exons: 1
Coding region: 51-557 (168 amino acids)
Biological process (GO): developmental process; regulation of transcription by RNA polymerase II
Molecular function (GO): DNA-binding transcription factor activity, RNA polymerase II-specific; protein dimerization activity; RNA polymerase II transcription regulatory region sequence-specific DNA binding
Source: RefSeq, a predicted model, not a curated record
UAGCCCCAUCCGCAGCUAUGCUCUUCCUGCAAGAAAAUCGACACUGAGCGAUGGCCGCCUAUCCAGAGAGCUGCUUGGAUGCUACCGUGCUGAACUUCGUAGCAGAUCUCUCUCUGGCCUCUCCCAGACACCCUUUUCUCUGCGAGUUCCCACCUGGGGUCCCUUUUGAGGACCAAACACUGGGGUUCAGAGAAGGAAGACCCAGGAGGUUGUUGCAGUUUGAGGGAAGAUACCAAGAAGUAGAGGGGGCAGAAGUGGACUAUGAGGACCCGGAAGAGGAGGAAGAGGAGGGAGAGGGGCGCGGCCGAGUAGCAUCCUUGCUGGGCCGCCCCAAAAGGAAAAGAGUCAUCACUUACGCCCAGCGCCAGGCCGCCAACAUUCGCGAGAGAAAGAGGAUGUUUAACCUAAACGAGGCCUUCGACCAGCUGCGCAGGAAGGUGCCCACCUUCGCUUAUGAGAAGAGGCUGUCCAGGAUCGAGACCCUCCGCUUGGCCAUCGUCUACAUUUCUUUCAUGACCGAGCUCCUGCAGAGCAAGGAGGAAAAGGAGGCCAGCUGAGCGGGGAGGGCUGGGACGAGAGACACUCCCCCUCCCCUUCUUGCUUGGCGGGGUGCGUCUGAAAGGCGAAAGGACCCUUGGCCUUCUGAGCCUAGGUUUGAGACGGUAUGAUCCCCACUCGCUGUAUCUCUGCAGUGAAUACAUUGGGGAUCAGGCACAAAAAAAAAAUGGCUAAAUUGACAAGUUAGGAGUUCCCGAGGUCAAGGCUUUAGGGGGUUAGAGCUUCUUGCCUGGAACGGGUGGGAAACUGGUCCGCUCCUCCAAGGACCUUUGCUGAGCUUCUCUAAAGUCUGAUCUCUUCUCCUUGCUCCCUUCAAAAGUAGAAAU